ACUACCCGGCGGCGCACGCAGACAUGGCUGCGCUGGUAGGGAGAGGUGUGCGGGACAUGCUGAAGCGUGCGGACUUCAUGACAGUCCCGCGGAGACAACGACAUAAGAAGAAAUGGGCUGCCACAGAGCCCAAAUUUCCUGCCACUCGACUGGCUCUGCAGAAUUUUGACAUGACCUACAGUGUGCAAUUUGGGGAUCUUUGGCCAUCGAUCCGGGUCAGUCUCCUCUCAGAGCAGAAGUAUGGUGCACUGGUCAAUAACUUUGCUGCCUGGGAUCGUGUGAGUGCUGAGCUGGAGCAGCUGAAUGCAAGGGACUUCGUGAAUGAAGCUAUCUUCCACGGGGAACCAGAACCUGAGAAUGGCCAAACUGCAGCUCCACCCCCUGCCUCCUGGGCCUGCAGUCCAAACCUUCGAUGCUUCACUUUCGCCAGAGGGGAUGUCAGCCGUUUCCCUCCUGCCAGGCUUGGCAGCCUGGGUGUCAUGGAUUACUACCUGAUGGAUGCUGCCUCCUUGCUGCCUGUCCUGGCCCUCGGCCUGCAGCCUGGUGACACUGUGCUUGACCUGUGUGCCGCCCCUGGGGGAAAGACACUAGCAUUGCUUCAGACUGGCUGUUGCCGCAAUCUCGCUGCCAAUGAUCUCUCCACUUCACGAGCAGGCAGACUACAGAAGGUCCUUCACAGCUAUGUGCCUCAAGAUGUCAGGGAUAGGAAUCGAGUUCGAGUCACAUCAUGGGAUGGAAGGAAGUGGGGAGAACUGGAGGGGGACAUCUAUGACCGGGUGCUGGUGGAUGUGCCCUGUACAACAGACCGCCACUCCCUUCAUGAGGAGGAGAACAACAUCUUUAAGCGUUCAAGGAAGAAGGAGCGGCAGAUGUUGCCUAUGCUGCAGGUGCAGCUUCUUGCGGCUGGACUCCUUGCCACCAAACCAGGAGGCCACGUUGUCUAUUCCACCUGCUCACUCUCACACUUACAGAAUGAGUAUGUGGUGCAAGGCACCAUCGAGCUCCUGGCCAAUCAAUACGACAUCAAGGUUCACGUGGAAGACCUGACUCACUUCCGAAAGCUUUUCAUGGACACAUUUUCUUUCUUCCCAUCCUGCCAGGUUGGGGAGCUGGUAAUCCCAAACCUCAUGGCCAAUUUUGGGCCUAUGUACUUUUGCAAAAUGUGUAGAAUGACGUAGCAUUACCCUGUUCCUGAAGUCCUGUUGUAAGAAGACAAAGGGUGUACUCUUGUGGAGACGAGUGCCAGAGAUGCACUCUGGCCUAUCUCCAUCCCAUUCAUGUCUUUCUGUAGACAGUUUUCAGCAGUAGGAAGUAAGAGUUUUUCUGUCCUGUUGUCCAAUUGUGGAGUAUCAGCACGUUUCUAACUCACUUACACCCCACUUCCAACCCCUACUCCCCAUCUCUGAGCCUGUGCUAAAGGUUCCUGCCCCAUUAGGGGCUUAGGAGGAGGAACCAGUGAGCAGGGCCACUCUUUAAGCUGUAAACUUGGGAAGAAGCAUUUAGCCAAUAAAAUUGUUGAAGCUA
Messenger RNA from Lagenorhynchus albirostris (white-beaked dolphin), 1524 nucleotides. It is a transcript of the gene NSUN4, whose product is annotated as NOP2/Sun RNA methyltransferase 4. The transcript is spliced from 6 exons. Gene Ontology annotation, biological process: rRNA methylation. Gene Ontology annotation, cellular component: mitochondrial large ribosomal subunit. The record is from RefSeq and is a predicted model, not a curated record. NCBI's taxonomy places the organism in Eukaryota, Metazoa, Chordata, Mammalia, Artiodactyla, Delphinidae. Bases 24 to 1178 code for a protein of 384 amino acids. Gene Ontology annotation, molecular function: methyltransferase activity.